ACCGCUCGUUUAUCCACAGCCGAAGACAGUCAAGAUGGCGUCCGAGGGUCAGUCUGAGUACGAGUCUGUGCUCUGUGUCAAACCUGAAGUGAACGUCUACCGGAUCCCACCGCGAGCAUCCAACCGGGCGGUCAGGGCUGCAGACUGGAAGCUGGAUGCCCCGGACUGGCAGGGGCGUAUGCGUGUGACAGCCAGGGGGAAAGUGGCCUAUGUCAAACUGGAAGACAAAAUCUCUGGAGAGUUAUUUGCACAGGCACCAAUAGAUGAAUAUCCAGGCAUCGCUGUGGAAACAGUCAGUGACUCUAGCCGCUACUUUGUGCUUCGUAUCCAAGAUGAAAACGGCCGUAGUGCAUUCAUAGGCGUUGGUUUUGGAGACAGAGGUGAUGCAUUUGACUUCAACGUCGCUCUUCAGGACCAUUUUAAGUGGGUCAAACAAGACAUCGAACUGACAAAGCAAGCACAAGCUCCAGAUACAACUCCUAAACUAGAUUUGGGAUUUAAAGAAGGCCAGACAAUUACUCUAAAUAUUGGGCAAUCAAAAAAGAAAGAGCGAUCUCGCCCUCAGAGCUCUGGUGGUCUGGGGCUGCUCCCACCCCCACCUGGAGGAAAACUUGCCCCGCCCCCAUCUUCCAGAAACACCAAUCACAACACACAGCCAAUCACAGGAGGAAGUGAGACAGGCUGUUUACUGGAUCUAGAUUCAAACAGUUCAAAUUCAUUCGCUCCGUCGAACACCACCUCUACGGCGUCUGCAGAUCUGUGGGGAGAUUUUGACUCUGCACCUCCCAAGUGAGGAAGUCUUUCUGUUUUCCCUUUUCUUUUUGGGAAUUUCCUUAUGCAACAUGGUUUCCCCCAUUUCGGGGUCCUGAGUUUCUCUGCCAAGCAGGGUAACACGCGAUACUACAAAUGUGCAUUGCUCUGUGCUGUCCUGCCCCUCUGCAUUCAGUCGACUUGACACUAAUUACCCCAGGCGUCUGCUGAGCUGUCAGAAAGCCCCUGUUUUGUCUACAAAAUGUUGACCUUGUUGUUUUAACCCAUGUAGCUUCAUUUAAAGGUCCACAAUGAUUUUUUUUCUGGUGGAGGGUCUGCCAGCCUGCUGGUCUCUAUGAAGAUGUUCUUGUUUUGCCUGGAGUAUCCCACAGCAUGGCAUUAACCUCAACUAGCAUUCAUAUAUUCAGAUACAGAUGUGUUUAUUACUGAAAAUGAAAUUGAUUCUGUGUAGACUCUGCACACCUGACUGGGCGACAGGUGCGUUGGAGAAGAGGCACUUAGCCGUUUUUAAAGAAUCAGAUCUUCCUUGGUCCCUCAAUACCUGAGGAAGGUCUGAGGGACUGAAACGUCGUACCAAUAAAAGAAAAAUCAAGAGUUAGUCAGUGUGCGGGAGUUUUCUUUAAAAACUGAUGACAAUGAAAAACAUGCAUCUGUGCUGGGAGUAGUAUCUCCACAGAACUGACCUGUAAUUUCCUGUGCCACGUUCUUGUCUCCAUGAAGUUAGACAAGUUUAAUGCCAUAUUGUGUAACAUAAAUUUCAAUGCAAAGCGAAAACAUUUACGCAGAAACAAGCAAAUUGCAGACCCUACACCAAAUAAUUACAUAGUGAACCUUUAAUAAACCCUUUCCCUUUGACAACACAAUCUAAACUUACUGUAAUAUACAAUGUGUGUGAUAAAUAAAUUGAUUUAUGUACAGAGAGAUUAUACAGAAUAUACAACACAAGGUA
Messenger RNA from Boleophthalmus pectinirostris (great blue-spotted mudskipper), 1720 nucleotides. Its product is annotated as adaptin ear-binding coat-associated protein 1-like. The transcript is spliced from 7 exons. Gene Ontology annotation, biological process: endocytosis. Lineage: Eukaryota; Metazoa; Chordata; Actinopteri; Gobiiformes; Gobiidae. The coding region runs from base 35 to 793 and encodes 252 amino acids. The record is from RefSeq and is a predicted model, not a curated record. Gene Ontology annotation, cellular component: membrane; clathrin vesicle coat.